AUGAUGCUCUUGUGGUAGAAGUUGCGAGAGAAAGGUCUUUCGGAAAGUGAAACGCCGGCAACGCCUGUCAGCAUCCCGCGAGGAAGCGAGUUAAAUGUCCAGUUUUCCUCUCCCCAGUUAACUUUAUCACUCGUGCCGACGUCGAUCCUUCGUUUGCGACCUUUCAGGGCGUCUGAUUCGCACCUAUGCAGAUGUCUUGUAGCGGAUCUGCGGAGAAAGCCGUUGAUCCUCCGACAAAGAAGCGAAAACUUGAGUGUGUGGCGGCCUCGUUAGUGGACGGCAAGUCAUCGUCGGCAACGGUCCCCAGCACCGGCCAAAUGCAAUCCGACGCCAACCAGCAGCAGCAGCAGGGCACCGACCCCGAGUCGCAGAAGCUCCGAGACAACAUGGAUGAGAACCUCUACUCGCGCCAGCUCUAUGUCCUCGGCCACGAAGCCAUGGUGCGGAUGGCCAGGUCCGUGGUGCUGAUCUCGGGGCUCGGAGGCCUCGGAGUCGAAAUUGCCAAGAAUGUGAUCUUGGCCGGCGUGAAGAAGGUCGUGCUACAUGACACCAAGCUGGUUUCGAAGGCCGACCUUGCCACCCAGUACUUCUUGAGGGACGCCGACAUUGGACGCAACCGCGCUGAAGCCUCAUGCCAGCACCUGGCUGAGUUGAACACCUACGUCGAUGUCGAGUUCUACAUUGGUGAACUGACCCCUGAUUACAUCAAAGAGUGUGCUGUUGUUGUUUUGACCGAGACAACCAGAGAUGAGCAGCUGCGCAUUUCUGAGAUCACACACCCCUUGAACAUCCCGUUCAUCGUGGCUGACACUGUAGGUGUAUUUGCUCAAGUCUUCUGCGACUUCGGCACACAGUUCGUUGUCAGGGACACAAAUGGUGAGAACCCCAUCAGCACCAUGAUUGCCAGCAUCACCAACGACAAAGAAGCUGUGGUGACUUGCCUUGACGAGAUGCGGCACGGCUUUGAGGAUGGAGACUUCGUGAUAUUCAACGAAAUCAAGGGCAUGACUGAGUUGAAUGCCGACCCAAUGCAGAGCCCUGAGGCUCAGGCUCACCGAAUCAAGGUCUUGGGUCCGUACACAUUCUCCAUUGGGGACACAACUGGCCUGUCCCAUUACACCGGUGGUGGGGUGGCCACACAGGUCAAGAUGCCUGUCAAAGUGGAUUUUCUGCCUUUCGGCAAAGCUCUGAGCAACCCAGAGUUUGUAAUGACCGACUUUGGCAAAUUUGAUAGCCCUCCUGUUCUGCACGCCGCCUUUACGGCUCUGCACGAGUUUGUGAAGAACAACAGUCGCCUCCCAAAGCCAUGGAAUGAGGCUGACGCCUCCUCUCUGCUCAGCCUUGUCGAGGGCGACUUUAACGAAGGUGAUGGCAAACUCAUCAAGACCUUCAGCUACACUGCAGCUGGACAGUUGGCCCCGAUGUGUGCUGUGAUUGGCGGAAUUGUUGCCCAAGAGGUGAUGAAAGGUUGCAGUGGCAAAUUUUUCCCAAUCAAGCAAUUCCUCUACUUUGAUGCUAUCGAGUGUUUGCCAGAGGACUUGAAGCCAGUGGAGAACUUUGAAAUCCCUGAUGUCCGUUAUGCCUCACAAGUUUGCGUUCUUGGUCACAAAUUCCAGGAGAAGUUGGGCAAGCUUCGCUACUUUAUCGUCGGUGCUGGCGCCAUCGGUUGUGAACUGUUGAAGAACUUUGCCAUGUCUGGAGUGGGUGCUGGCAAAGAUGGCAAUAUCUUUGUCACAGACAUGGACCUCAUUGAGAAGUCUAACCUGAACAGACAGUUCCUGUUCAGGCAGCACGACGUGCAAAAGGCAAAGUCUUCCUGCGCUGCUAAAGCCAUCAAAGCAAUGAACCCAGAAGUAAAUAUUACUGCUCACUUGAACCGUGUUGGCCCCGACACUGAAUCAAUUUACAACGAUGAGUUCUUCCACAACUUGGAUGGUGUGGCUAACGCACUGGAUAAUGUGGACGCAAGAAUUUACAUGGAUCGUCGUUGCGUUUAUUACCACCUGCCCCUGCUUGAAUCUGGAACUUUGGGCACCAAGGGCAACGUGCAAGUGGUGGUGCCAUUCAUGACUGAGUCGUACAGCUCAUCGCAGGAUCCACCCGAGAAGAGCAUCCCCAUUUGCACCUUGAAAAACUUCCCAAACGCCAUCGAGCACACACUGCAAUGGGCACGUGAUGCUUUCGAAGGCCUCUUCACGCAGGCAGCCGAGAGUGCCUCUAUGUUCCUCAAGGACCCUAAUUUCAUCCAGCGAACACAGGCCCUGCCAGGGUACCAACCGGUGGAAGUGUUCGUAGCAGUGAAAAAAGCACUCGUCGACCGCCCUAAAAACUUCCAAGACUGCGUCGCUUGGGCACGCAACUACUGGCAAGAGCAGUACUCAAAUCAGAUCAAACAGCUGCUUCACAAUUUCCCUCCUGACUUAAAAACAAGCUCUGGACAUGACUUCUGGUCUGGACCCAAGCGCCAGCCAACACCUUUGGAGUUUGAUAUCAGAAAUGAGGUGCAUUUAGACUUCAUUGUUGCUGCUGCCAACCUCCUUGCGCAGGUUUACGGCAUUCAGAAGAACUUAGACCGGCAAAGGGUGACAGAAAUGGUCCAAGCUGUUGACGUUCCUCAUUUUGUGCCACGAGAUGGCGUGAGAAUUGCUGAGAAUGAUUCGCAGUUGGCCAAUGGCAGUAACAAUAUGGAUAUGGACCAACAAGAAAACAUUGUCCAAGAACUGGAGGAAGCUAGAAACCAAGUGGCUGGUCUCAUAAUUAAUCCCUUGGACUUUGAGAAGGAUGAUGAUAGCAACCAGCACAUGGAUUUCAUUGUUGCUGCGUCAAACCUGAGGGCGGCUAACUAUGGCAUCGAGCCUGCUGACCGACACAAGAGCAAGUUGAUCGCUGGCAAAAUCAUUCCUGCCAUUGCUACUACAACAAGUGUGGUUGCUGGACUGGUCACCCUUGAGCUCUUCAAGCUGGUUCUCCUUGGCUACACUCGAACAGACCGAGAUCGCAGCAAAGAAAUUUGGGGUCCUGAGGGGGCACCACCUGUGGACGCCAAGAAGCUGGCCUACUUCAAAAAUGGCUUCGUCAACCUGGCGCUGCCACUGUUUGCCUUUUCCGAGCCACUGGCCGCCGCCCGGCAGUCCUUCAACGGCAGGGAAUGGACCUUGUGGGACCGCUUUGAAAUCAACCAGGAAAUGACCCUGCAGGGAUUGCUCGAACACUUCAGAAAAGUGUACGGCCUGGAAGUGACAAUGCUCUCGCAGGGUGUGUGCAUGCUCUUCUCCUUCUUCAUGGCCCCUCAGAGGAAAGACGAGCGCUUGGCCCUCACAAUCCCUGAGCUGGUACGCCGGGUAUCCAAGAAAACCAUUGAGCCGCACGUGAGGGCUCUUGUGUUGGAAAUCUGCUGCAACGAUGUUGCAAGUGAUGAGGACGUUGAGGUGCCGUACAUCAGAUACCAACUGCCUCCCAACUAACCACCAAGUAGUCCUCCCCGGUGGAGCACCGCGAUGCUUUUCAAAACACAUUGAGUUGUUUGAAUGAUUUACUAAUAGAUGGCUUUCGUUUCUCUCAAGUGUCCUCUUUGGUUUAAUUAAUUAAUUAAUUACAACUUUAUUUUUGUUCAUCACUGGGAGUAGCACUUUAGACUCAUUAUUAAUUAUUAUGAAUGUAAUGGAACCAUUUAUUUACAAACUGCUCUGUCAAUGAAUGAACGACCGAGUGUCUUGCUAAUCGUAGAUGCUUGAUUCAGCUGAUGAAUUUUGUAGAGCGUUGCACUCUGAUGGUCGAUGCUGCUGCGUGAUCUGACCAUUAAUUUUGAACAAAGAAGCUAUCAAAGUUUGUCAUUCUUAACAUCAAUUAAGGUAAAAAGAAAUCGGUUUAAGUGCAUACUAUUUAUUGGACUGCUUCAUAAAUUUGCGUUGUGGUGGAGAAAAACAGAGUUUUCAAGUCUUAAUUUCAUGCGGAGAAAUAUGUUUCACUCUUAAUAUGAAGUGUUUUUAUCAGUCACAUACUUUGUGCCCGGAUAAGAUAUUUGCAAU
Molecule: messenger RNA, 4028 nt
Organism: Neocloeon triangulifer
Lineage: Eukaryota; Metazoa; Arthropoda; Insecta; Ephemeroptera; Baetidae
Gene: Uba1
Product: ubiquitin-like modifier-activating enzyme 1
Exons: 8
Coding region: 186-3464 (1092 amino acids)
Biological process (GO): protein sumoylation
Cellular component (GO): cytoplasm; SUMO activating enzyme complex
Molecular function (GO): SUMO activating enzyme activity
Source: RefSeq, a predicted model, not a curated record